AUGGUGUCCCUCUUUAUCUUCUGGACGCUGGUCGCUCAUUCUCUUCUAAUAAUCGCCGCUCAAGAUUUCACGCCUUCGUCCUCCUGGCGAAGCCCGAAUGUAACCACAUCCCAGGAUAACCGUAUCAGCAUUGUCAGUGCUGCCCUGGAGAAAACGCUCGGCUACCUCCAGAGUGAUGGGUCAUUUAAUGAUUCUGCUUAUGGCACACCGGGAGCAUUUUACGCAGAGAUGGCCGAGUUCGACAGGAUAACAAAUCAGACGACAUACAAAGAUGUGUUGAAGAAGUAUUUUCCACUCAUCGAGGCAGAUCGGUCGAAUUUUCUGGACGAAUUCGCCUACGGCUAUGCAGCCGCCCGCGCCUAUGAAAUCUACCAGGACGAAACGUUUCUGAACUACGCUGUCACCUCUUGGACAUCCGCGAGGGCUUACACCCUCUCAGACGCCGACGUUUCAUCCGGGAACACGUCCGUAAAGUCAUUUUCCGUGCAGUCUACGUGCCAAGGCAUCACCAUGGCUGGCGGUACUUUCUGGGAAACGGACUCGGAUAAUCCGAGCAUCGUCGGCUUAGCCACAGGCUCGUUUCUAGUUGUAUCUGCUCUGUUGGCCGAAGCAACCGGCAACGAGACGUAUCUGAACGCAGCCAUCGAAUCAGCGACAUUUAUCCAUUCACAUCUCUAUAAUGUAGAGAACGUGGUCCAGGAUUCCAUUUCUGCCAGAAAGAACGACUCAUGCUCGGUCGGUUCAGGGACGCAUCCAUAUAAUUCUGGAUUGUUCAUCGAGGGCCUGGCCAUACUAACUUCGAUCAGCGGAAACGCGAGCACGCAAACUCUGCUUCAGGAGACCGUAGCAGCUGCAGUGACCAAUGACGCUUGGCAAGGCAACGAUGGCGUCAUUGCGAAUGGGGAUUCCAAGAGUGGCGACCUUUUGAUGAUGCGCGGCCUCGGCGCGGUGUAUUGGCGGAACACUACGUAUUCUGAUAUGCGAAAUUAUGUCAAGGAAUACAUAGGUGUGCAGUAUAAUGCCGUCCUCGAACUGGCGACAUCAAAUGGAACCAAUGUAUACGGUGCUGAAUGGGUCGGGCCACCAAGCUCUGACUUUCAAAGUGACAACCAGACUAUUGCCCUGAGCGUUCUCAUCAACGGCAUACUGCUUAAAGACCAAGAGGCACCUUCGUCAACCUCGAGCUCGGGUUCAAGCUCCGGCUCCGAUUCGAGCUCUGGUUCAGGUUCAAGAUCUUCCAGCCCCACGGGCCCUAUCGCAGGAGGCGUCAUCGGUGGUAUCUCCAUCCUCGCCAUUAUCGGUCUCGUUCUAUUCCUUCGCCGGCGACGACGACGCGAGAAAAUGCGCAGGUCUGUCGUAUUGGACGAUGACUUUUCUCCAUCACCCGUCUCACUCCCUGCACCUACGCCAUUCAUAAUGGCGCCUUUGACCUCCUCGUACUCGAAUUCUGACAGACAGCAACAUUCGCCGACGAGCAGUCAGAGAUCUGAGAAAAUGUCAGCGGGAGGACUUAGUCGUGAGGGACAGUCAUCUUCUAUUGGGGAGAAAGCAGCUCUUCUGCAUGCUCAAUCAACCGCGAUCUUGCAAGAAAGUGCCACCAGACCGUCGGAGCCGCAACCACCAGUGCCGGAACCCGUGGCUGGUCCGUCGAACGAGCAGCCACAGAGGGUUGAUCUGCCCACAGAGGAGUUGGUCAGACUGUUAAAUGAGAGAUUGCAAGCAGGGGGCGAAUGGGAUGAGGAUGAGCUACCGCCAGAAUAUCAUCGCGAAGCCCGGAUAUCUUGA
Molecule: messenger RNA, 1785 nt
Organism: Guyanagaster necrorhizus
Lineage: Eukaryota; Fungi; Basidiomycota; Agaricomycetes; Agaricales; Physalacriaceae
Exons: 10
Coding region: 1-1785 (594 amino acids)
Biological process (GO): carbohydrate metabolic process
Source: RefSeq, a predicted model, not a curated record